AUGAAGAACUACUAAUGCACUUCAUCUCUCCUCAAAUACCGAAGCUAUCCAGACAUGGUACAGGACUUCUGAUCCGAGAUCCGUGCUGUUCUUCGGAGAUCAAACGGCGAUUUCUUCGUGCUUUGGCAUUAUUACCGGGACAUUUUUUAGACGUGCGUUUUGCGCAAAAAGUGUGUGGAGCGAUGGACGGGACAAAUGCGCUUUAUCGUGUAUUGAACCUGUGAGGAUGCGACAAGACAUUUGAUUUUGACCUAAAUCGUCAUUGUUAGUUAACUACUAUAUCAGCUAUGAUGAAAAUAAAUAUUUCUUGAUCCGUCUGGAAGAUGUUUGCUCCUAACUGAUCAUGGGUCUCCCAUUAAAAGGAGGAUUACACUGGAAAUGACAGUAGAUUCCUCUAAGAAACAACAAAUGCACCCCUGAAUAUCCAUUAUUAUCGCCUAUAUCAUAUUGUGGCACUUCAAAAAUAAAAAGAGCCACUUUUUAACGUGCUUUAGGGACUGUUUAUCUUAAUAAAGAUGAUCCUCUUCCGUAAAUUUCGCGUGUUGAUUUUAAUGGUGUUUCUCGUCGCCUGCACCAUGCACAUCAUGAUAGACCUGUUACCCAAACUGGAGAAGCGCGCAGCUGGUCCGAGCUCCGGCGCGGCGGGAGCAGGAGGCGGCUGCUCGUGCGCUCACAGCCCGGGCGAGGAGCCGCGAUCCUGGGCCAAUCAGCGCGCCAGAGCCGCCGCCGCCGAACCGGGCUGGCCUAAUAAACACUCUUUGAGAUUACUGCAGGAUUUCAGCAAUGAGCCCAACUCCAAUCUCAGCUCGCAUUCACGUGAGAAGGUAACAGAGAAAGCUGAGUCUUUGAAGAGUGUGAAACAGCUCAAAUUGGGUCCUGAGAAACGCGGUUUGAUGAAGGACGCAUUGAGCGGACAGAGGAGAGCUGUCCAGGGUCCCUCCAAACUGAAGGCGCUCUAUGAGCAUCCGCUCUAUAAGACUAACCUCCCGCAUCUCUCUGAUGAUGACAACUUAUUCAGCCUCAACACUGAUAUCAGAUUGUACCCCAAAGCUGCUGGAAACCAAGAAUGGCAUAAUGAGGGUAAUGAGGAGGAGUACAGUCCGACGGGAGAGGCUACAACUGAGUCAUAUCCCAACUGGCUCCGUUUCCACAUUGGGAUUAACCGGUAUGAGCUCUACUCCAGACACAAUCUCGUCAUAGAGGCCCUGCUAAAGGACCUGGUCUCCCAGAGGAUCACAAGUGUAGCUAUGAAGUCAGGUGGCACUCAGCUGAAGCUUAUCAUGACAUUUCAGAACUACGGACAAGCCCUGUUCAAGCCUAUGAAACAAACCAGAGAGCAAGAAACACCACCAGACUUCUUCUACUUCUCUGACUUUGAGCGACACAAUGCAGAGAUCGCUGCAUUUCAUCUAGAUAGAAUCUUGGAUUUCCGGAGAGUUCCCCCGGUGGCCGGCAGAUUGGUGAACAUGACACGGGAGAUCCGGGACGUGACCCGUGACAAAAAGCUCUGGCGAACAUUCUUCAUAUCCCCAGCCAACAACAUCUGCUUCUACGGCGAGUGCUCGUACUACUGCUCCACGGAACAUGCCCUGUGCGGAAAACCCGACCAGAUCGAAGGCUCCCUGGCAGCAUUUCUUCCUGACUUGGCACUGGCAAAGCGCAAGACCUGGAGGAACCCCUGGCGCCGUUCCUACCACAAACGCAAGAAAGCUGAGUGGGAAGUGGAUCCAGAUUAUUGUGAUGAAGUCAAACAGACUCCACCAUAUGACCAGGGCACACGCCUUCUGGACAUCAUGGACAUGACUAUUUUUGACUUUCUAAUGGGAAAUAUGGAUCGUCACCAUUACGAGACUUUUGAGAAGUUUGGAAAUGAGACUUUCAUUAUUCAUUUGGACAAUGGCAGAGGAUUUGGAAAACAUUCUCAUGAUGAAAUGUCUAUCUUGGUCCCUUUGACUCAGUGCUGCAGAGUGAAGAGGUCGACGUACCUGCGGCUGCAGCUGUUGGCUAAAGAAGAGUACCAGCUGAGCUCUUUGAUGUGGGAAUCUCUGCUGCAGGAUCAGCUUACCCCCAUCCUCAUCCAGCCACACCUGCAGGCCAUGGACCGUCGCUUACGUCUGGUGCUCAAGGUGCUGGCCGACUGCGUGGAGAAAGAAGGCUUCUCAUUAGUGGUGGAGGAUGACCUGGACACACAGCCCUCCUCACACCACCACCAGGCACACAGAGGGAGGUAGUGAGUCCUGAACCUCGGCCCUCGCUGGUCAAACCCCCACCAUGUGCCUCCAACCCCACCGAGGCUUGUGCUUGAGACACUCUCUGAAUUCAGUGAAUUCCUAGACUUGCCACCAAUGCCUCUGAGGAGCCUCCCUACCUGAAGAUGUGCUAUACAGACGUACAGAGACACAGCUAUGUGUUUGACAUCCGAGGACCGCUGGGACAAUAAAGCUGUUUAUUUUGUUUGAUUGUCUUUUGAUGCACUGCAAAAAUUCAUUGUCUUGAUCACAAUGUUUGUCUUCUUUUUUCCACUACAAAUAUCACAUAUAUUUUUACAGAUUAUGAAAAGAACAAGGGCAAAUGCCCACCAUGAUGCAUUAGAGAUGGAAAGCAAUCAAAUCCCUGAAACUUUGAGAAGCAAAUAAAUCUUUGCCAAGUCUGAGUACACAUGGUGACUAAGUGUAAAUAGGCCCUAAACAUCCUUAAAUUUACAUGAGAAGCAAAAUUAAGAACAAUAAUAAGACUUGUUUUUAGAGAAUAACUCUUAAUUUUAUUUUUCUUCUAAUUAUUCUUACCCAUUGGCAAAUUGUUUUUUUUUUUUAAACAUGCUGCUUUCAAAUGUUCAUGUACCCUAAAAUCAACCCCAUCAACCCCCAAAUCAAUCAGAGGUUGCAUUUUUGCUCUAAAAUUACAUUUAUUUUCCACUGACGGUUACGUUUAGGGUGGGGGUUUGGGUUAGGGAGUACAGUUAUACAGUAAUAUGUAUUCCUGUUUACUGUAUUACAUUUAUAACCA
Messenger RNA from Myxocyprinus asiaticus (Chinese sucker), 3006 nucleotides. RefSeq names its product extracellular serine/threonine protein kinase FAM20C-like. Gene Ontology annotation, biological process: protein phosphorylation. Gene Ontology annotation, cellular component: Golgi apparatus. Gene Ontology annotation, molecular function: protein serine/threonine kinase activity. The transcript is spliced from 10 exons. Lineage: Eukaryota; Metazoa; Chordata; Actinopteri; Cypriniformes; Catostomidae. Bases 516 to 2231 code for a protein of 571 amino acids. The record is from RefSeq and is a predicted model, not a curated record.